CUCGGCCACGCCCGCGCGAGCUCUCUUCUCGCGAGGCCAGUUAGGCCCGAAUGUCGUUAGCCGUGGGGAAAGAUGGCGGAAAAUUUAAAAGGCUGCAGUGUGUGUUGCAAAUCUUCUUGGAAUCAGCUACAGGACCUGUGCCGCUUGGCCAAGCUCUCAUGCCCUGCUCUCGGCAUCUCCAAGAGGAAUCUCUAUGACUUUGAAGUCGAGUACCUGUGUGAUUACAAGAAGAUACGCGAACAGGAGUAUUACCUGGUAAAAUGGCGUGGAUACCCAGAGUCAGAGAGCACCUGGGAGCCACGGCAGAAUCUCAAGUGUGUGCGCAUUCUCAAGCAGUUCCACAAGGACUUAGAACGAGAACUGCUCCGGCGGCACCACCGGUCAAAGCCACCCAGGCAUCUGGACCCAAGCUUGGCCAGCUACCUGGUGCAGAAAGCCAAGCAGAGGCGGGCACUCCAGCUCUGGGAGCAGGAGCUCAAUGCCAAGCGCAACCAUCUGGGACGCAUCACUGUGGAGAAUGAGGUGGAUCUGGACGGCCCCCCGCGGGCCUUUGUAUACAUCAAUGAGUACCGUGUUGGUGAGGGCAUCACCCUCAACCAGGUGGCUGUGGGCUGCGAGUGCCAGGACUGCCUGUGGGCACCCGCUGGAGGCUGCUGCCCUGGGGCAUCACUGCACAAGUUUGCCUACAAUGACCAGGGCCAGGUGCGGCUGCGAGCUGGGCAGCCCAUCUAUGAGUGCAACUCCCGUUGCCGUUGUGGCUAUGACUGCCCCAACCGCGUGGUACAGAAGGGCAUCCGCUAUAACCUCUGUAUCUUCCGCACGGAUGAUGGGCGUGGCUGGGGCGUCCGCACACUGGAGAAGAUCCGCAAGAACAGCUUCGUCAUGGAGUACGUGGGAGAGAUCAUUACCUCAGAGGAGGCGGAGCGGCGGGGCCAGAUUUACGACCGCCAGGGUGCCACAUACCUCUUCGACCUGGACUACGUGGAGGAUGUGUACACCGUGGAUGCCGCCUAUUAUGGCAACAUCUCCCACUUUGUCAACCACAGUUGUGACCCCAACCUCCAGGUGUACAACGUCUUCAUAGACAACCUUGAUGAGCGGCUGCCCCGCAUUGCUUUCUUUGCCACAAGAACCAUCUGGGCAGGCGAGGAGCUCACUUUUGAUUACAACAUGCAAGUGGACCCCGUGGACAUGGAGAGCACCCGCAUGGACUCCAACUUUGGCCUGGCUGUGCUCCCCGGCUCCCCCAAGAAGCGGGUCCGUAUUGAAUGCAAGUGUGGGACUGAAUCCUGCCGCAAAUACCUCUUCUAGCCCUUCGAAGUCUGAGACCAGACUGACUGUGGGGGCCUAAAGCCACUCAUCCCAUCUACCCCCUACCCACUUGCCCUCCGGUUGAGGAAUGACUGCCAGGGCCUCCUGUCUGCCUCUGCCUGCCCCCACCUGCCCUGUGCUCGGGGUUGCAGUGAGGACUGACUUCCAGAAAAUCCCUCUCCCAGUCCCAGCUCCAUCCAUGGGUUGCACUUACAACCCCCUGCCCACCUUGAGAAGUAAUUUGUCAAAACCAAGAGUUUCUGAAGUUGGGAUUCAUGGCCUAUCAAGGAGGUCCAAGGGGUAAGCCCCAGCCCUAGAAUAUAAAGAUGUUUAUGCACCUGCUUCUGCCUGGAGCUUGAGGGGUCUGUUGCGGGCCCUCUCUUUACUGCUCCAAGAGUGCAGAAGCCGCCUCAGGGCAGGCUGACAUAAGAGCUCAGACUUCCCAGCCCACUUGGUGAAAGAGGGGGUUUGCAGGGCUGGGGACUGGUUUCUGCUUAUGCUCACAUGUAGGCUGUGCAUCCAAGAAGUAGACGCCCACAUGCCACUGGAAGGAGAGUGGAUGCCCAUGGCCCACUGGCCAAUGAGAGGAAGGCAGUCCAGACUCUCCAAGCCCUUAAGGUGG
Molecule: messenger RNA, 1933 nt
Organism: Pteronotus mesoamericanus
Lineage: Eukaryota; Metazoa; Chordata; Mammalia; Chiroptera; Mormoopidae
Gene: SUV39H1
Product: SUV39H1 histone lysine methyltransferase
Exons: 6
Coding region: 73-1311 (412 amino acids)
Cellular component (GO): nucleus
Molecular function (GO): histone H3K9 methyltransferase activity; protein binding; zinc ion binding
Source: RefSeq, a predicted model, not a curated record